AUGGUCAGUGACUUUUUCUUUCCCCAACCAGGCGGGAUUGAAAGUCACAUCUAUCAGCUAUCGACCAAGCUUAUCGAUCGCGGCCAUAAAGUCAUCAUCAUCACCCAUGCCUACAAGGGACGCACUGGCGUUCGCUAUCUCACCAAUGGGCUCAAAGUUUACCAUGUCCCCUUCUUCGUGAUCUACCGGGAGUCGACCAUGCCGACGGUCUUCUCAUUCUUCCCUAUCUUUCGAAACAUAGUGAUUCGUGAGCAAAUUCAAAUUGUACAUGGCCAUGCAAGUUUGAGCAGCUUUUGUCACGAAGCUAUUCUUCAUGCCCGGACGAUGGGCCUCCGUACGGUUUUCACCGACCAUUCGCUGUUUGGAUUCGCAGAUGCAGCAUCAAUUCUUACCAACAAGCUGCUCAAGUUCAUUUUGAGCGACGUAGACCAUGUUAUUUGUGUCAGCCAUACAUGCAAAGAGAACACGGUGCUUCGAGCCUCGCUAGACCCGUUGAUGGUCUCUGUUAUUCCCAAUGCGGUGGUUGCAGAGAACUUCCGACCACCAGAACCACGGCCAAUCGCGCGACUUAUGGAGCCCAAUGAUAUUAUCACGAUCGUUGUCAUAUCUCGUCUUUUCUACAAUAAAGGAACCGAUCUCCUUAUUGCCGCCAUUCCUCGGAUCCUUGCCUCUCAUCCGAAUGUACGGUUCAUCAUUGCCGGAUCAGGACCCAAGGCCAUCGAUCUCGAACAGAUGCUAGAAAGGAAUGUAUUGCAGGACAAGGUUGAAUUGCUUGGUUCGGUGCGACACGAAGAGGUCCGUGACGUGAUGAUCCGGGGCCACAUUUAUUUACAUCCGAGUUUGACUGAAGCGUUUGGUACUGUCCUUGUGGAAGCUGCAAGCUGUGGUCUCUACGUGGUGUGCACACGCGUCGGUGGCAUUCCUGAGGUGCUUCCUCAACACAUGACAACUUUUGCGAAACCGGAGGAGGACGAUAUCGUGCUCGCCACUGGAAAAGCCAUCGCAGCAUUACGUUCGAACAAAGUCCGCACGGAUCGGUUCCAUGACCAGGUCAAGAUGAUGUAUUCUUGGACGGAUGUAGCUGAGCGUACGGAACGUGCCGGCCGGGAUCGGGUGCGAAGCUUUGCCCUCAUUGAUCGCCUAAAACGAUACUAUGGAUGCGGAGUGUGGGCAGGCAAGCUGUUUUGCCUCUGCGUGGUGAUCGACUUCUUACUUUAUGUGUUCUUGGAGAUGUGGUUUCCCCGUGCGAAUAUCGACAUUGCGCGCAGCUGGCCCAAGAAAAUUAACCGAAAGGAAAACAAACGGCCGGGGUCUACAUAUAAAGGCGACCGUCUGGGACCUGCAUCUUGA
Molecule: messenger RNA, 1350 nt
Organism: Aspergillus niger
Lineage: Eukaryota; Fungi; Ascomycota; Eurotiomycetes; Eurotiales; Aspergillaceae
Exons: 5
Coding region: 1-1350 (449 amino acids)
Biological process (GO): GPI anchor biosynthetic process
Cellular component (GO): glycosylphosphatidylinositol-N-acetylglucosaminyltransferase (GPI-GnT) complex
Molecular function (GO): phosphatidylinositol N-acetylglucosaminyltransferase activity
Source: RefSeq, a predicted model, not a curated record